AGGGACCUGUGUGGAUGUAGAGGAGAUAACCAGCGUGAAGUUUAACCGAGGAAAAAAACACGAAAAUGGGAAGCGGAGACUCCAAAUUACUCUUCAGAAAAGCAGUUAUCCAACUUACCACCAAAACACAGCCCGUGGAGGCCUCCGAUGAUGCAUUUUGGGACCAGUUUUGGUGUGAGACUUAUACCACUAUUCAGGACGUGUUCACUUUGGUCCCAGCUGCAGAGAUCAGAGCCGUGAGAGAAGAAUCACCAUCCAAUCUGGCAACCCUCUGCUACAAGGCAGUGGAGAAGAUGGUGCAGGGUGCGUCCGUUGGUGUUCCCACAGAGAAAGAGAGACAGAUAGUUUUAAACUGCACUCGUUUACUGACCCGGAUCCUGCCUUACAUCUUUGAGGAUCCCGACUGGAGAGGGUUUUUCUGGUCCACGGUCCCAGGAGCAGGACGGCGUUUGGAUGAAGACGGUGAAGAUGAGGAGCAGUGUCGCCCCCUGGCUGAGUCCCUGCUCCUUUCCAUCGCUGAUCUGCUCUUCUGUCCAGAGUUCACCGUCCACAGCCACAAGAGAGGACCCGACUCUGUAGAAGAUAUUCAUUCCAUUGACAGCUGUGAGUUCAUUUGGGAGGCUGGAGUCGGUUUCGCUCAGUCUCCUCCAGCGAACUACAUCCAUGACCAAAACAGGACUGAGUUGUUGAAGUUGCUGCUGACUUGUUUCUCAGAGGCCAUGUACAUCUCAGCGUCAUCAGAAAAGAAAAGCACAAAUCCAUGGGUGACAUUCUUUGCCUCCUCCGAAAACAGACACGCCUUGCCCCUCUUUACGUCCCUGCUGAACGUGGUGUGUGCCUAUGACCCGGUGGGGCUGGGGCUGCCCUAUAACCACUUCCUGUUUUCAGACCACCGGGAGGCGCUGGUGGAGCAGGCCAUUCAGGUGCUCAUUGUGACUCUGGAGCACGAGGGACGAACAGCUUUGCCGGCUCUGGACACAACCAUAGCCAACUCGAAUGAACAGCCAGAGCCAUCAGGACCCGAGAACCUCUUUGUGAAUUAUCUUUCCAGGAUCCACAGAGAAGAGGACUUCAGUUUUAUCCUUAAAGGCAUGUCCAGUCUCUUGAACAACCCUCUGGUCCAAACUUAUCUCCCAAACUCAACAAAGAAGAUCCAGUUUCACCAAGAGCUGCUCGUGUUGUUCUGGAAGCUCUGCGACAUCAACAGGAAAUUCCUGUUUUUUGUUCUGAAAAGCAGCAACGUUUUGGAGAUCCUGGUCCCGAUACUUUUCUACCUAAAUGAAUCCAGAACAGAUCAUUCUAAAGUGGGCCUGCUCCAUAUUGGUGUGUUCAUUUUGCUGCUGCUCAGUGGAGAGAGGAACUUUGGCGUCCGUCUGAACAAACCCUACACCCUCCGAGUUCCCAUGGAGAUCCCCAUCUUUACCGGGACACACGCCGACCUGCUCAUAGUGAUUUUCCACAAAAUCAUGACAUGUGGACACCAGCGUCUGCAGCCGCUCUUCGACUGUUUACUCACGAUCAUCGUCAACAUCUCCCCGUACCUGAAGAGCCUGUCCAUGGUGGCUGCGUCUAAACUUCUGCACCUGCUCGAGGCCUUCUCCACUCCCUGGUUUCUCUUCUCGUCCCCCCAAAACAACAACCUGGUGUUUUUCCUGUUGGAGAUCUGCAACAACAUCAUACAAUACCAGUUUGACGGCAACAAUAAACUAGUCUACUCCAUAAUUCGUAAGAGAAGUGUUUUUCACCAACUGGCCAACCUCCCGUGUGACGCUGCGUCGAUCCAAAACGCUCUACAGAAGAAGAAAAAGCGCGCAGAACUCAGCCGAACUGUCUCCAUGGAAGCGCAGAGUUCAGAGGUCAACAAACAGGAAGUCCCAUCUGAGCAGGGCGCGUACAAGGCCACUCUGGAAGCUAUGCCAGGCAUAGAUAAGAUCACAGAGAAGUCUCAGGUGAGCGCAGACGGGACCCUGGUCUCUGUCCCGCAGACGAGAGGCCGAGGAGGGAGUGCAGCCAGUGACACAGAGUCCAACUCAGAGAGAGACGCAGAGGUUGAGUCAGAGGCUUCACGGAGUCGCUUCUCAAGUGUCUCCUCGUCUGCCGGCUGGACCCCCACAUCCGACUGGGCUUUGUCGUGGAAGUCCAAGCUCCCUCUGCAGACCAUCAUGAGAUUACUUCAGGUCCUGGUCCCACAAGUGGAAAAGAUCUGUAUCGACAAGGGUCUGACAGAUGAGACAGAGAUCCUUCAUUUUCUGCAGCACGGGACUCUUGUGGGUCUGCUCCCGGUGCCUCAUCCCAUUCUGAUCCGAAAGUACCAGGCCAACAGUGGGACCACCGCCUGGUUUCACACCUACAUGUGGGGAGUCAUUUAUAUACGAAACGUGGACCCGCCCAUUUGGUACGACACGGACAUCCGACUGUUCGAAAUUCAAAGGAUCUGAAAGCCGCCAACAAAAACAUCCACUGGUUUGCCUUUUUUAUAGUGAGACCAGAGACCCAUGUUGAACUGGGAUUCUUUAUCAUAUUCACAUUAACUACACAAACCCAACACGUAGUUACACCUCAAAGGGUUUCUAUGGCAACUCAAGUCAAAACAUUUAUCUGUUACUAUUAUAGAUUUGCUUAAAUUUUUAUUUAUUAUGUUAUUAUUUUAUUAUUUAUUAAAAUUGGACACAUGGGGGAGCUGUAGACAGACUGUGCAACUUUCGGUAGCAAUAGAUUGAGAUGCUGCUGAGAUGUGAAUAUAUAUUAGACCUGAAAAAUAAUGAUAGGAUCCUGUUCAAAGUUCACAUUUUAAACGUGUUAAGCAGAAUUGACAAAAAGACUGAAAUAUGAACUGACUGAAGUACAACAAUCACAUUUCGGAACAUGUUUGUACCAUAGACUGUAUAUAUAAUUCACAAUUCACUUUACAUUAGGAAACUGUGGCCCCUCUCUCUAUAACUGCUGCUGUCAGACUCGUCAUUUUGGUCUUAAAAUGUUCGUAUUAACCCGCUCUACAUGAUCCUGGUAUUUCACUAUUUUGUCCGUAACUCAAGAUAUGAACAUAAUAAAGAUAAAUCGGUUGCCUUAAUUCCCCAAGGUCACUCCGUCUACCAUUAGCAGCAGGUUUGAUUGACAACGUUGCGUCCACCCCAUGCCAAACCAAGGAUGCGUGCGGUAAGGGGCGGUGCCUUCAACAGCUUCGCUCCAUAUUGACUCUUUGGUUGCUAUGAUACCCGUGGUCAGAAUUCCCAAUAUGGAACUCGGCUUCAAAUUCACCUCUAUAACUGCUCUAGCAUCGAUGAGCCUCAUUUGACUGGAUCCAAACGCUAUGGGUGACGUCACACUCACUUAGUCCACUUCUUUAAACUGUCUAUGGUUUCUACAGAUAUAAACUACAGGGUUAGCAGGUUUUGUGCAGAAUAAGACAGGAGAUUGGAGGAGAUUGUUGUUGGUGGAGAAAAUUACAGUACUUCAAAAAUUGCGAUUAGCCAAUUGCGUCCAUUCAAAUUGUGUUUUUGAUUUGAUUGCAAUGAAUCUCACAGCCUUAAGAUUUAUAUAAUGUAUAACUUCCUUUAAAUAGAUUCAUGUUUUUGCAAAUAAGAACUGUAAGAAAGCAUGUUUACAUAAAGUGCCUGGAUAUCAAGAUGUGUGCAAGAUUGUGUGGC
Molecule: messenger RNA, 3647 nt
Organism: Periophthalmus magnuspinnatus
Lineage: Eukaryota; Metazoa; Chordata; Actinopteri; Gobiiformes; Gobiidae
Product: protein HID1-like
Exons: 19
Coding region: 66-2438 (790 amino acids)
Cellular component (GO): membrane; Golgi medial cisterna; Golgi trans cisterna
Source: RefSeq, a predicted model, not a curated record